This is a messenger RNA of Bombina bombina (fire-bellied toad), 783 nucleotides long. Its product is annotated as protein FRA10AC1. Gene Ontology annotation, biological process: dephosphorylation. Gene Ontology annotation, molecular function: phosphatase activity. The transcript has 8 exons. The record is from RefSeq and is a predicted model, not a curated record. Lineage: Eukaryota; Metazoa; Chordata; Amphibia; Anura; Bombinatoridae. The coding region runs from base 1 to 783 and encodes 260 amino acids.
AUGGCGGCACCCAGUGUGGAGAAAAGAAUCCUCACCAACCAGCAUCUGUUAAGGGUUAAAAUCAGAGAAAAUGGCUCUGAAAAGAGCUACAGGCUCUGGAGGAUAAAGAAUAGCAUGAAACCAUUUGGGUUUUCAUGUUUCCUUAAUAUUGAUCUAAAUUUAAUUUUUUUGAACACUAACAUCAUUUUAGCAAGAAGUUGUUUGUAUUUUAUUACAUAUAAAAUCUUAUUUCUUUUUUGUGCUUACAGGGAAAAGAAACUUGCAAAGAAAUACUACGAUAAAUUGUUUAAGGAAUACUGCAUAGCAGAUCUGAGCAAAUACAAGGAGAACAAGUUUGGUUUUCGUUGGCGAGUGGAAAAGGAAUUGGUCUCUGGAAAAGGCCAGUUUUCCUGUGGGAACAAGCGAUGUGACGAAAAGGAAGGGCUGAAGAGUUGGGAAGUAAACUUUGGCUACGUUGAACAUGGGGAAAAGAAAAAUGCUCUUGUAAAAUUAAGGCUCUGUCCUGAAUGUUCGUACAAACUGAACUUUCACCACAGAAGACGAGAAGUCGAGCCAAAGAGCCUUAAAAGGAAAACUCAAGAAGAGUAUGGUGAACCCUCAAGGAAAAAGUCUAAAAAAUCCCGUUCUCCAAAGAAGACAAAAGGUGUGUCUCCAGAUAAACACAAGGACUCAAGUGAAAAAGCUUCUGCUCACAACCCUGCAUUAAACACAUCAGAAAGGACUGUGAGCAGAAGAACAGAGAGGAAAUGCCUGAGACUGCAGUUAGAUCAAUCUAGUGUCUGA